Rhodotorula toruloides NP11 is the source of this 798-nucleotide messenger RNA. Its product is annotated as large subunit ribosomal protein L7Ae. Bases 1 to 798 code for a protein of 265 amino acids. Gene Ontology annotation, biological process: ribosome biogenesis. Lineage: Eukaryota; Fungi; Basidiomycota; Microbotryomycetes; Sporidiobolales; Sporidiobolaceae. The record is from RefSeq and is a predicted model, not a curated record. The transcript is spliced from 6 exons. Gene Ontology annotation, cellular component: ribonucleoprotein complex.
AUGUCCGUGCUUGCCCCCACUCGCAAGGUUGCCAAGGCUCCCGGCUCGUCCAAGGCCUCGAAGAAGACCACCAACCCUCUCUUCGAGUCGCGCCCCAAGUCGUUCGGCAUCGGCCAGUCGGUCCGCCCGACCUCGGACUUGACCCGCUUCGUCAAGUGGCCCGAGUACGUUCGUCUCCAGCGCCAGAAGGUCAUCCUCAACCAGCGCCUCAAGACGCCCCCCGCGAUCGCCCAGUUCGCCAACGUCCUCGACAAGAACACUGCUACGCAGUUGUUCCGCUUGCUCAACAAGUACAAGGGUGAGAGCAAGCAGGAGAAGAAGGCGCGCCUCGAGGCCAAGGCUGCCGACCUCGCUGCCGGCAAGAAGGACCUCGACGAGUCGAAGAAGCCCUACUUCGUCAAGUCGGGAUUGAACCACGUCGUCUCGCUCGUCGAGAACAAGAAGGCGUCGCUCGUCAUCAUCGCCGACGACGUCGACCCCAUCGAGCUCGUCGUCUUCCUCCCCGCUCUCUGCAAGAAGAUGGGCAUUCCCUACGUCAUCGUCAAGUCGAAGGCCCGCCUCGGCGCCGUCGUUGGCCGCAAGACCUCGUCGUGCCUCGCGUUCGGUGAGGUCCGCAAGGAGGACGAGGCCGAGCUCGCCAAGCUCGUCUCGGCCAUCAAGGCCAACUACACCGAGAAGUACGAGUCGGCUAACCGUCACUGGGGUGGUGGAAUCCGCGGCCGCAAGUCGAUCGCUAAGCUCCAGAAGCGUGCCAAGGCGCUUGGAAAGGACAUUGCUUCGGUCGACAAGUCGCUCUAG